This is a messenger RNA of Biomphalaria glabrata, 776 nucleotides long. Its product is annotated as NADH dehydrogenase [ubiquinone] 1 alpha subcomplex subunit 7-like. The transcript is spliced from 4 exons. Gene Ontology annotation, cellular component: mitochondrial inner membrane. Lineage: Eukaryota; Metazoa; Mollusca; Gastropoda; Planorbidae. Gene Ontology annotation, biological process: mitochondrial electron transport, NADH to ubiquinone; ATP synthesis coupled electron transport. The record is from RefSeq and is a predicted model, not a curated record. Bases 87 to 431 code for a protein of 114 amino acids.
UAUCGACACUAUUUUGAGUAUCUCAGUUGAAAUUAAGUGUUCGAAUACCAGUGUACCCUUGAUCUUGGAAACUGUUGUUUAUAAAAAUGUAUCAAAGGCCUAAAAACAUUCGUGAUAUUACUACGAUUUUAUAUAAGUUUAGAAACUGGCUGCUAAGUCAUGAUGAAUUCAGAACAGCACACAGAUAUGAUGGAUACAUUGCUAAAAGAACACAGCCAUUACCCAAUAUUCCUCCUGGUGUGUCAGAGAAGCUUUCAAAUAACUAUUACUUCACACGGGAUGGUCGCCGGCUAGUUCAACCACCAACAAAAAUAUAUGAUGCUGCACAGAAGCAAUUGGAAGGAGGCUCAACUCAAGUAUCUCUACCCAAGCCUGUAGUUCCUGGCAUCCCAUUCAACUGGACAAGUGGAAAGUUUGAGGAAUAUAAAUAAGCACUUUACUUAAUUAGUUUUUUCAAGAUUUCUUUGAAUCAGUGAAGACUUUGUUUGCAACUUUUUCAAAUAUAAACAUUUCUUUUAUGUAUGUUUAUUAAUAGGAAAACAUCUUUUUAUUAUCUUGUGAAAGUGUUUUUCACGUUGCAGAGAAGAAUAAAUAACUGUUUAUCUUGUUUAUCAUAAAUGUUUAGAAUAAAAAAAAGUUUGUAGAAAAGAAGCAUAGUGAGUGCUGAACAUUUUGGUUGCUACAAUUCUGCAUACAUGAGUUUGUUUUGUAUGGCUUUUGUGUUAACUUAUUGAGCCCAUGCAGAUAAAUCUGGUAAUAAAAGAGACAAAUUAUAA